CUUACCAACUCUCACCCCCAGCGCCGACUCUGCAGGACGGAAAAUGGCGCAUUGCAGCAGCUGCGGCGAUGCGGGGAACCACUGCCCUACGCCCCUUCCAGACCGGGCCAUCCCCGGGGAGGGGGCCAACACCCCAUUCCCACAUGAGCCACAGACAGCACCCCGCGGGCGGGUUAGGAGUGCGGGGGUCCCAUAUUCAUUGCACCUUCUCUUCUCGCCUGUGGGGCGCUUCAUUCCCGGUCUUGGGUUAGUGGAACCGGGAGAUUGGCGAACGGGGGCUUGGAGACAUCAGGGUGAAGGGUUCGAGGCUCUUUCUUGUGUCUGACUGAGUGUGCACUUAGGCCUUUGGAAAGACAGUCAUGGGUGCACCUGCCAGUUAGUAACUUGCGUUGCUCUACAACCUCUGCAGUUGUAUAUGCCCCUCACCCUCGAAGUGUGAUGUGUGCCCCCGUAAUGGCAGCGAGCGAAGCUCCAGAAACUUAUCCGCCAGUUCUCUGGCGCCAGGUGGGCAGCCCAGAAAGACUCAAGGGACAGUGGCAUGUGAUUCCACGCAGCCAUUCAUCCCAAGGCCACUGUAUAGAAGGUGUUUUCUCCUGUCACGGAGUCUUAGCCAAGUAUUUGGAAGAGAAAUAGGGAGAGCUGAGCAUCCUCCCCUCCCCCUAACUUUCUCAAAUUUGUCUCUGCCAUCUUCAACUUCUCCCCUAUCCCAAGAUCCUGAAGGAGAACUAUGGCUAGACAAAUGAAUUACUUCCCUGUCAGGACCACAAUAUGUGUAGUAGAGGCUUUUCUUUCCGUUUACCACCUGAAGCCCUGGUCCUAGAUGUAUUUGUGUUGCUUCUCUUAGUAACAAAAAAGGGAAAGGCUUUACUUGUGUUACAUAAGGGUUAUAAGCAUCCCUAGGUAUUUUACAGCUGUUUCCAACGCCCAACAAGUAGUAAGUGAAAUGGGCCCCCCAAAUGGAAUGCUUUAUAGCUAUUUCACUUUUUUCCUUCAUUUCUGAUUUGGUAUUUGUGCUUUUAGCUGUAGAUGGUAGCCCAAGCAUUCUGGUCAAGUCCUAGGAUUCCAGUUGUUUUCAUUUUGGGGUGGGGGAUCCCUUUCAGCCGACUGGUUCCCAAUAGCAGCCAUGUGGGAUGGAAGGAGGGAGAUGGAGAAUGCAUGGUGGCUAGCAGGGCAUCACGAGGUUUCUGACCUUAAUCUUGUCAUUGGUGCCACCAUCCUGGACUGCUUCCAAGACCAAACACGGGCUGCUACGUGCUCAAUGAAUUUUCUGCCUUUGGUUAAGAACUAGAUUGCUUAGCUCUGUAAUAGCGCAAGAGUCUUGUGGCUUGCAUAGCAUUGUUAUCUUUUGUUCCUCUGCCUCGCUUGUGCUUUAGAGGGAGUUGAAAAAGCGAUUCCUUAAAUGUGGAUGAGUCAAGUGUAACCUGCUGGUAUAGCCUCUCUGAAGGAUUAUUCUCUAUCGUUUUAGACUGAAAGAAAUUCACUUAGGGAAGAAGAGCUUCUGGGUAUUAGUUCUAUUGUGAUUAGUCAAGGAAUUUCCUUUUUGAUGACUUUCUUGAUAGUUUAACGCCUAGUGCAUUUACUCUCGCCCAGUGCAUUUACUCUUGGCUGCUCCUGUGAGGUAUGUUUUGUGAGGUUCUGCUUCUGUUUGAUGAGGAGUUCUUUUGUAAUUUCUAUUCUCCAUCAACUUUGAGAGAAUUCCCUCCUGGCUAUGGGUUCUUCCUUUGCAAAGAAAAUUUCACACCUUAGCUUAGACUUCUGGGAAUUCUUUAAGAGGUGAAUUUAGCCUCUACGUACACGUACUAGAUUAUUCCUCCAAGAACACCCACUAGAUUAUUCCCGUCUUGUACGGAUCCCUUAGUCUUAGGUGGUACUAAAAGAACAGUCUCCAUGUGUGUAGGAGUCUAUACAAAGGUUUCUCUUUGGGAGAUAAGGAACUAGGGAAAUCUCCUGGACUUCAUGCCAAGUCUAGAAAAGGAAGAGACAGAAUAUUUAUGAUGGAUGUACACUGAGGACCAUUUUUAGCAUUUCUGCUUCCUGUCUGUACUCUUGGAACAGAGUCCAUAACUAAUGCAAUUGCCUUGGGCCCCGGGUUCUGUCUAAGCGAAACCCCUAUCUUCUCUGCCAAAAACAAAGUAAGUCAACAGCCCUGACUCAUUCCACCUACAUAGGCUUUGCUUUUGGUGAUUAUCCAAGUUGUCUUUAUUCAGAAGCCCCGAUAUACUACCAGUCAUCCUGUGAAACAUAACCAAUAACUGGAUCUCCAUCAGCAGAGUCUGUCAGUUUGCCGUUUCCUUUUAUGUUCAGGCUUUGCAAAAAAAAAGGAACAGUUCAGUCCAUAGACUUGUUAUGAAGGUUUAUUCUUUUCUCUGCGAAUUUCUCCUACCUGUGAUUGGGGGUUUCCAAUCUGACUUCAUGUGAAAGGCUCUAACAGCCAGGGAAAUGCCAUUUCGGCCAAGGCUGGCACAUUUGUCCCUAUAUCCUCUGUUCCAGAGGGUGUAUUUGAGUUGGGUCUAACAUCAGAAGAUAGUCCCAAACAAAAUCUCAUGCCACCUGGAUGUCUCUGAGCCCCAUCUGAAUGUUGUUACAGGAUUUUUCAUCUUUUACUUCUUGGGGCUAUGCUGCAGCUCCCUGCUUGGGGUUGCCAAGAAGCGAGCAUCCCUUCUAUUUGCAUAUAACCUGAUCAUAAUUGCUUUGGUGAUCUGGGGUGAGAAAUGCCCCAGUGGGAGGGUUCCUUUCUUGUCUGGGUUACUUUUUGUACUCUGCCUACUUCUCUCCACAGGUCUGCUCCAGCUCAGCCACUCGCCCAGGGGGAAGAAGGGGCUGCCCCGGGUGGCGGUCCUCCCGGCCCUCCUCCUAACAUGACCAGUAAUAGACGACUACAGCAAACCCAGGCACAGGUGGAGGAGGUAGUGGACAUCAUACGUGUGAAUGUGGACAAGGUCCUGGAGAGGGAUCAGAAGCUGUCAGAGCUGGAUGACCGAGCUGACGCCUUGCAGGCGGGAGCAUCACAGUUUGAGAGCAGUGCUGCCAAGCUAAAGAGGAAGUAUUGGUGGAAAAACUGCAAAAUGAUGAUCAUGCUGGGAGCCAUCUGUGCCAUCAUCGUGGUAGUUAUUGUAAGUCAUCUUCCUUGACUCCUAGUCUGUCUGCCAACUGGACUAAGCUCCUUAAGGGCAGGAUCAGGAAUUGUUCAGCCUUGAUCUCCAGCCUGCAGCACAAUACCCGACACACUGGAGUGGGGCCAUAAUGAAGUCUCAAAGGAUGUGUAGUGGGAGCUGUGGAGGCUGCCACCUUGGGAAAAAUAAAUCUAGCAGCAGAAGCAGGACAUGAAGAAGCUGGGACUGCGAACAAAGCCGUGGGAAGCUAAACAAGGCCAAAGAAGUUUUGGGGGCAGGAGAGCCAGGAGCCCAAGUCUG
Molecule: messenger RNA, 3413 nt
Organism: Trichechus manatus latirostris (Florida manatee)
Lineage: Eukaryota; Metazoa; Chordata; Mammalia; Sirenia; Trichechidae
Gene: VAMP1
Product: vesicle associated membrane protein 1
Exons: 4
Coding region: 2712-3131 (139 amino acids)
Biological process (GO): vesicle fusion; vesicle-mediated transport; SNARE complex assembly
Cellular component (GO): plasma membrane; SNARE complex
Molecular function (GO): syntaxin binding; SNAP receptor activity
Source: RefSeq, a predicted model, not a curated record